UAACAUUGUUUGACAUUUAUUGCCGUCACAUAAAUUUUUUUUAUUUGUAGUUGUUUCGUUUGAAAACAUUAAUCAAAGGCAAUUCACAAGUCAUUUAGAUAAGAAUUGUAUGAUAUUGGCCUGUGUCAUUGUUUGGAAGCGGAAAAAUUGAAGUUUGAAAAUUGAAAUAUGGUGGCUAAAGUAGAGAAAAUUUGCGGAUACGAUGAAUUCGUUGCAUCAAUUGGAAAAUUAGCCAAAACAGCUGAGAAUGUGAACGUUUUAUUCACAGGAAAAAAAGAUGAAACCGGUCAUUCAUGGUGUCCAGAUUGCAAUGAUGCUGAACCAUUUGUGAAAAAAUAUGGCAUCGACAAUGCGGCACCAGACAGUCUCUUUGUUAUUGUCGAUGUCGGCGAUCGUCCAACGUGGAAAGACAUGAAGAACUCGUUUCGCUUGGACCGUAACACACACCUUAGCGUCAUUCCAACGUUAAUCAAUUGGAAUGAAAAAGCAAAACGCUUAGAAGGUGACCAAUUGUGCAAACCAGAAUUAUUGGACAUGUACUUCGAACAAGAUUAAACAUUCUUCCAUGGGGCGGAUACACCUGAUAUUCGCAAUCGUAGAGAAAUACCAACAAAUUAUAAUAAAAAUUCUCAUAUUUUCAUACG
Sitodiplosis mosellana (orange wheat blossom midge) is the source of this 644-nucleotide messenger RNA. RefSeq names its product thioredoxin domain-containing protein 17-like. The record is from RefSeq and is a predicted model, not a curated record. The transcript has 3 exons. Gene Ontology annotation, cellular component: cytosol. The coding region runs from base 169 to 555 and encodes 128 amino acids. Gene Ontology annotation, molecular function: protein-disulfide reductase [NAD(P)H] activity. NCBI's taxonomy places the organism in Eukaryota, Metazoa, Arthropoda, Insecta, Diptera, Cecidomyiidae.